Eruca vesicaria subsp. sativa (arugula) is the source of this 1640-nucleotide messenger RNA. NCBI's taxonomy places the organism in Eukaryota, Viridiplantae, Streptophyta, Magnoliopsida, Brassicales, Brassicaceae. The record is from the annotation of a GenBank genome assembly.
AAAAAAGUUUAAAAUUAAUUAAAAAAUGUAUAUUAAUACAAUAUUUAAUUAAUAUUUGGUUAUUUUAAUUGUGAAGGUAAAUUUUUUUUUAGGUUAUUUUAAUCAUUUUCUCUGAGAAAUACAUUCAGCGGAAAGUCCGUCAAAACAAUACCUAGAGAUUCCGUCCACACGUCAGUUUCCAACUCAAUCCAUGUGCUUUCUGCAAUCGAAUCCCAACACGCUUUCUAAUUUUCUAUUACUACCCGAUUUGAUCCGAUUUAAGUUUCUCCAUCUCUCUUCCCCCACCACCAUCCAAGUUAAUCUCCCAGAAACUGUGAUUCUUCUAGUAAUCUCCCGAUCUGUUCAGUUUUAAUGGCAAAAGAAGCAGCAGAAGGGUUGAGAGUGGAGCAAAGACAUGGGAAGGCUAGAGUUAGAGUUGCGAGAGUUUGGCGUCAAGGCGUGGAUGGAUCUCAUCACUUUGUUGAAUGGAACGUUAGCAUCAGUCUUCUCUCUCAUUGCCUCCCUUCUUACCACAGUGACGAUAACUCCGACAUCGUCGCUACCGAUACCAUGAAAAACACCGUUUAUGUCAAAGCGAAAGAGUGUGGAAAUCGACUCUCUGUAGAAGAAUUUGCAGUACUUUUAGGGAAUCACUUUUGCUCCUUUUAUCCACAGGUUUACACUGCUAUUGUUAAUAUCAUUGAGAAGCCUUGGGAGCGCGUAUGCAUCGAUGGAAAACCCCAUUUACAUGGUUUUAAGCUAGGGUCAGAGAACCAUACUGUGGAGGCUACUGUACAAAAGUCUGGUGCACUAAGCUUAACUUCUGGUGUUGCAGGACUAGCUCUGCUCAAGACAACCCAGUCAGGGUUUGAGGGGUUUGUGAGAGACAAGUACACCAUUCUGCCUGAUACUCGAGAGAGAAUGCUUGCCACAGAGGUGAAUGCAUCUUGGAGGUACUCUUAUGAGUCUGUUGCAAGCAUCCCGAAAAGAGAACUCUACUUCAACGAGAAGAUCAUGCAAGUAAAGAAAGUUCUGAUGGAUACUUUCUUUGGUCCUCCUGAAACCGGUGUAUACAGCCCUUCUGUCCAACGCACACUCUAUCUUAUGGGAGGCGCUGUACUGAGAAGGUUCCCUGAUGUAGCAUCAAUUCACCUUAAAAUGCCAAAUAUACACUUUUUACCUGUAAAUCUUUCAACCAAGGAGAACCCUACAAUGGUUAAGUUUAAAGAUGAUGUGUACCUGCCAACGGAUGAACCUCAUGGAUCUAUAGAAGCAACCCUAAGCCGCAUAACCUCAAAAAUAUAAGCUUUUGGACAAUGCAGUGACAAAUUAAAUUCACUUCACAUGUUCUACAACUUUUGGCUUUUGCCUUGUUUAUGAAAUAAAGAGGGACACUCUUCAUGGGUGCUAUAUGUUGCAAGCAACUAUGGUGACACAAAAGUGUAUGUGAUGUAUGGAGCUGCAUUAAUGUGCUAUUAUACCUUCCUUGUACCCAAAAUGUUUCAACUUGAAUGCUGUUUUGGUGGAAUUGAAUCAUUGCUCCGUAAGGAUCAGACACACUGUUGAAGGUGGUCAUGAUCUUUGCCUGUAGAAUGAAUUGAAGUAUGGUCUGGAGACAAUAUAAGAUUGUCAGUACAGAAUGAGAAUCAUAUCAUGAAUCC